AUGGCGGAGGGGAGCAUGCAGCUAUCAGAGAUCAACCAGCCUAACAAAACCGCUAAUGGUGGUGAAGAGGAGUGCACGGUGAGGGAGCAAGACAGGUUCAUGCCCAUAGCCAACGUGAUAAGGAUCAUGCGGAGGAUCUUACCUGCUCACGCCAAGAUCUCAGACGACUCCAAGGAGACGAUCCAAGAGUGUGUCUCGGAGUACAUCAGCUUCAUAACAGGGGAGGCCAAUGAGCGUUGCCAGCGGGAACAGCGCAAGACCAUCACCGCCGAGGAUGUCUUGUGGGCAAUGAGCAAGCUCGGUUUUGAUGAUUACAUUGAACCCCUCACGCUGUACCUCCACCGCUACAGAGAGUUGGAGGGUGACAGAGGAGUUGGCUACAAUGCUGGUUCCGUGAGCAUGACCAGUGGCAUGGUGGUCAAGAGGCCUAAUGGGACCAUGGCCGAGUAUGGAGCCUACGGUGUUGUGCCAGGGAUUCACAUGGCGCCGUACCAUUAUCGUCAUCAGAAUGGGUAUGCUUACAGUGGUAAUGGUAAUGAACCUGACUCUAAAAUGGAUGGUCCAUCAUCAGCAGCUAGUGGCGCCAGAGUUGAACUGUUUCCAUCUCAGCAACAUAAGUACUGA
Eruca vesicaria subsp. sativa (arugula) is the source of this 624-nucleotide messenger RNA. The record is from the annotation of a GenBank genome assembly. NCBI's taxonomy places the organism in Eukaryota, Viridiplantae, Streptophyta, Magnoliopsida, Brassicales, Brassicaceae.